Penaeus chinensis is the source of this 5597-nucleotide messenger RNA. It is a transcript of the gene CaMKII, whose product is annotated as calcium/calmodulin-dependent protein kinase type II alpha chain-like. Gene Ontology annotation, cellular component: neuron projection; cytoplasm. Lineage: Eukaryota; Metazoa; Arthropoda; Malacostraca; Decapoda; Penaeidae. Gene Ontology annotation, molecular function: ATP binding; calcium/calmodulin-dependent protein kinase activity; calmodulin binding. Gene Ontology annotation, biological process: protein phosphorylation. The record is from RefSeq and is a predicted model, not a curated record.
CGGCGGGUCAAAAUAGGACCUGGCAACUGUCUGCGUUCAGUGGACAGCGGUGCGAGAGAGUAACGCAGACCCUCCUGGUGCACAACCAUCCUCUGGCGUGUGUGGCUAUACAGGUUUUUUGGUGUUAAUAGCAUUCCUAAUGUUAGAGUGGAGGAAAUAGUAUUGUGUUAAGAUACUGAGUAGCCCACACCUUACGGUAGCUGGGAAGUGUUCAGUGUUUCUGGUGCAGAGGAAACUUCUUCCCCGAGCGACAUGGCUACGCAAACUUCGACACGAUUCAGCGACAAUUAUGAGCUGAAGGAAGAACUUGGAAAUUCGUCUCCAUGAUAGUAUACAGGAGGAGUCGUUCCAUUACCUCGUCUUUGAUCUGGUCACCGGCGGAGAGCUGUUCGAGGACAUCGUCGCUCGAGAAUUCUACAGCGAGGCAGAUGCUUCACAUUGUAUUCAACAAAUUUUAGAAAGUGUAAAUCAUUGUCAUCAUAAUAAUAUUGUACAUAGGGAUUUAAAGCCGGAGAACCUCCUUCUGGCCAGCAAAGCCAAGGGCGCCGCCGUCAAACUUGCAGAUUUCGGCCUCGCAAUCGAGGUGCAAGGGGACCAGCAAGCAUGGUUUGGUUUUGCAGGUACGCCGGGCUACCUCUCACCCGAAGUCCUCAAGAAAGAACCUUAUGGAAAACCUGUAGACAUCUGGGCUUGUGGUGUAAUCCUAUACAUCCUCCUGGUGGGUUACCCUCCCUUCUGGGAUGAGGACCAGCAUAGGUUAUACGCCCAAAUCAAGGCAGGAGCUUAUGAUUAUCCAUCACCAGAAUGGGACACUGUAACUCCAGAAGCCAAAAAUCUUAUCAACUCAAUGUUGACUGUUAAUCCAGCCAAGCGUAUUACUGCUGCUGAAGCACUCAAGCACCCAUGGAUCUGCCAACGUGAGCGCGUAGCCAGUGUGGUGCACAGGCAAGAGACUGUCGACUGCUUGAGAAAAUUCAAUGCCAGAAGAAAGCUGAAGGGCGCCAUCCUGACGACCAUGCUUGCCACUGCGUGCAACUUCUCUAAAAGUGGUCGUUCCAUCAUCACCAAAAAGGGAGACGGGUCGCAGGUCAAGGAGAGUACAGAUUCAAGCACGACCAUAGAAGAGGAGGAUGUGAAGGACAAGUCCAAGUCGCAAGUCGAUAGAAGUACCACAGUGAUCGCCCGAGAUGCAGAAGGCGGGGAGGAGAAAGCUAAAGCUACUGCAGCGUCGGUGGUGGGCGCGAUGGCCGGCCUUAAGAACAGUUUAUUAUCGGGCGGCUCUGGUGGUGGAGGUGGAGGUGGUGGAGGUGGUAGCGGUGGCGGAAAGCCGACAACAGCCUCGGCCGGUGGUGCAGGGGGGUUGAUGGCGGCUGUGGCUGCAGCGGCCGCAGCUGCAGCGUCGUCGACCGCCCCUGCCACACCGUCUGCGGCAGCCAACCCUACCGCUUCUACAAAAGAUCAUAAAGCUGAGAAUAAUACAGAAACCGCGCGGCAAGACCGCAAAUCCUGUAGCGUCCAGCUGAGCAGUGUCCAGCUGAGCACCAGCCAACCUAACAGCGCACGUAAGCAAGAGAUCAUCAAGGCUACUGAGCAGCUGAUUGACUGCAUAAACAGCGGAGACUUUGAAGGCUACACCAAAAUAUGCGACACUCACCUGACCUCCUUCGAACCAGAGGCGUUAGGCAAUUUAGUGGAGGGCCUGGAGUUCCACAAAUUUUACUUUGAUAAUGUGCUUGGGAAGAACUGUAAAGCAGUAAAUACAAUGAUCCUCAGUCCCCACGUACAUCUCCUGGGUGAAGAUGCAGCUUGCAUUGCAUACAUCCGCCUCACCCAGUACAUGGAUAAGCAAGGACAAGCCCACACACAACAGAGCGAGGAGACACGAGUGUGGCAGCGUCGUGACAACAAGUGGCAGUGUAUGCACUUCCAUCGUUCAGGGUCCCCCUCAUCCCCCUUUGCAUUGGGCACCAAGUAAAAGUGGAGGAUGACUAGGGGUAUAGCUUACCCUGGUCAGAUGUGACGGAACUGAUUGGUUGUUGGUUCAGCCACUGUGGAACGUCAUGGGUUAGAAACAAGUCAUUAACAUCCCUAUUAUUCAGGACUCAUGAUAGCCAUCCAUCCCUUAAUGACCAAAGUGCUGUGAGACCUGAAAUAGUACUGACUAAAUUGUUGGGUUAUACUGUUUCAAGAUGAGGAAAGACGUGUCUGUUUUAACCCUGCAUGUUCUGCAGAUUGUCAACCUUAAGCCUAGUCUUUUAGGCACAGGUUGAUAUUUGAUUAUGCCAGAUUAAAAAGGAUUUCUCGAUGGUUGCCUAUAUUUUGAAGAUUGAAUGUUCCCAUUGUACUGUUGCUACCAAGUAUAUUAUUAGAUGUGUGGCAUAAUUUUAGAUUUUAAACAAACUCUCUUUGUUGGACAAUUCUUCAGUGAUAUGUGCACAAUUCAUGGCUCAUGAAGUUUUUCUGAUGCUAGAUAGAGAAAUUAAUAUGUUACUGAGAAUAUUAUUAUAGGAAUGCAUUUCUUCUAAGCAUCUUACAUCUGCCUAAUAUACAGAGUCAGUUCUUGUAAGCCACAACCAUUUCUGAAUAGUUAGUUCCAUUAACUAUAAAGACAGCAAAAGAUUAUUUGUUGAUAUACUUACUGAGUGAAUGCCAAUGAUGAGUGACGAACUGAGGGCAUCAGUAUCGGAACUGCAUCACCGUCUCCUUCCCACCAUGUGUUGUAUCAACAACUGCUUCAUUCAUCUGCUGCUGCAGGACAUCUUGGCUAAAUGAUCAAAAUCCUCAAGCUUGAACUUAAUGGACAAAAACUGAACAGUAUAUGCAUAUAGGAUGUGUCAUUAGUGGUUUGUGUGUGUGUGUGUGUGUGUGUGUGUGUGUGUGUGUGUGUGUGUGUGUGUGUGUGUGUGUGUGUGUGUGUGUGUGUGUGUGUGUGUGUGUGUGUGUUUGUGUGUGGAUGCCUUUGCGCAUGUGUUUGAGAGGGACCGUUAUAUCUGAAUUAAGAGAGGAUGCCAAAGUGAGCACACAUUACCAAAACAUGUGAGGAUGUCGCCGAAAGCUUGAAAAAAUGAGUACCAUGGUUGAUAUGGCUGGUUAUGCAUGAAUACAAAAUCACACAUACAUAAACACACUAGCACAUACACAACAAUUUUAAUACAUAUACACCUGCAUACAAGAAUACAUCCAAACAAGUAUACAUACAAAUAUAUAGAGUACUACUAUAUGUAUGAGUUUAUCCUGCCAAAAUCAUUUUUGAUAUAUGAACUGUCUUAUAAUGAUGUGCAUAGGGGUAUGUAGAAUAUGCUCAGUGUUACAAUGAUAUUAAAUUAUGUAUGAAAUUGUUGUCCUCUAAAGUCUGUGUUGUGGAUUUUGGUUGUUUUUCCAAAUUAACUUGUAAAUGGGAGACUGCUCUACUCUCUCCCCCCUUCAGACUUAAAGCACCGUGAUAUAAAGUCAUGUAUGAGUACUUCUGCUUAUUUUCAAGUACCUAUCCAAGAAUAUUGCCUACUGCAUUUCAUAUAUGCUUAUCAAUGUGGGACAUAUUGCAAGUUUGAAGUGUGUAAUUUCUUGAAAUCAUAUGAUAUACAGUAAAGAGGAUUCUCAGAGGUGUACCCACCUAUCUUUUCAUAUUUAUACUUAGUCGCUUGGUAAACCAUACCUGUGACUGAGAGGUGAAACUACAUGUGUAUGUCCUGGUGCUUACUGGUGUGUGACAAUGCGGCCGGCCCACGCAGGCCAAAUGACCCGUGUGCAUCUAGUCAUUUGCUUUGCCCUCAAUUUUUCUUAGGUUCAUUUUUUGCAGACGGUCUAAGAUAAACUAUAGUUCCAAGUCAAUUUAUGUGGUUUGUUUGAAUUUGUAUAUUUGUAACAAUAAGCCUUUUCAGAAGUUUGAGAGAAAGUUUGAUAUCUUUGUAGAUUUCCAUACAAUAGGUAAAUUUUGUGUGCGUCGCCUCAACUCUCUGGUGCCGUGAACUUGUUGUUGCAGCUUGACAGGAAUGUAAUAUAUUUAUAUUCACAUUUUUUGAAGAAAUUUAUCCAAUUCGAUAUAAGAUAUCGUUUUAUCGCUAAGUGUCUUAUUACGUAAAUUAAUAAACCCUUAUGCAGUUACCAGGCCUCAGUUUAGUGUACUUUUUGCAUUAGGACCGCCAGAUAAAUUUGAACCAAGCAGGGCACCUAGAUUUAAUUAAUUUUCCUGUUGGACAAGAAGCCCCAUGUUAUGUAAGAUAACCACACUUUAGGAGAAAAAAAAACACAGCACUCAGGAACAGCUGGUCCCUCAAGGAGAUCUUCACACUAUAACACAAGCUGUUUGAAAGACUCCAGGUUCAUAGAGCAAUUGUUUACAUCUUGGAUCAGGUCCUAGCUCCUAGACGGAGAAUGCUGAACAAGUCACUCCCCAACUUUUUAGGGCCUCGCUCCUUUGUACAGACCAUGGUUCCUGGACUGCUGCGCAUUGUGCAUGUUACUGUAAGCAGAAUCCUUUUGGUGUCUUCUCAUGUUCAACAAUGUCCUAUCAUCAGUGCCAUUGCCACUGUUACUUCUGUGGCUGCGACCACUGCCGUACGUUGGUGGCAGAGGGCAAGUGAGCACGUCACCCCAUUCAGGCAGGGUAAAAGGUGGAGUGAGUGGACCACCACCCUGCCAACAUAUGCUUGUGAUUGGUCCUUUUUUGUGCCAGGUUGUGUGAUUUUGCUCAAGUAUUGAAUGUUAACUAAAUUGUAUGAGGGCAAAAAUGGUGUACUAGAACUAUUCUUACUCAAUAUUUGGGCAUAAAUGAUAUGAGCGCAAGUUAUGGUACUAUAACGGUGUACAAGAAUUAUCACUACUUUUUAUUAAAUGUCAUAUUUGAUGGUUUCAAUAAAAGUAUGUUGUAUUGUUGCCUGCGGUUUUCUGUAACAUUUUCCACCCCUGCCUUUUCCUAAGCCUGCUUCUCAAGUAUUUAUCUCUUAGAUUGUAAGACAUGAGAUUUUUUUCAUGGUAGGUAGGAGUUUCGUUGUUUGAUCAUUCAUGAGCUUUGUGAAAGGCAGGCUUGUAUGGCCUCAGAAAGCAUGAGGUUGAAGGGUAACCCCACAAGUGGUCGUCCUCAAUUUACCAGGACUUUUACCAAACCUCUUAGCAGACACUUGAGUCAUACUAAAGUUUAAAUUGUAAAGAAAGUUGCAGUUGCCUAUCAGAUGAUUGGAACAGAGUUUAUACUAAUGUGAAUGAGUUGUAAGAUAUAUAUAUAUAUAUAUAUCUCAAUUGAAGGCUAAGAAUUUGGACCUUUUUAAGUGGAUAUACUCAUGGGACGGGACAUGGCUGCUGGCUACCCUCCGGCUGCAAUUUCUUAAUUUUUCAUAUAGAUUUUUUGACUUAAGAUGAGCUAUUUUAAGACAUUAACAAGAUCACAUGUGUUGUGUAGUCAAUGUAUUCAGACAAAGAAUGUUCAAUUCCAUCGAAUUUCCUAGAAUAUAUUAUCACAAUUGGAUUUUCCCAAGUAUUUGAUUGCAAUUAUAAAUUUAAAACAAGCUGUUCUGUGUGUCAUUUGUGCUUUAUCAUUUCCCUAUGAAAUUCAGACAAAAUAAGAAACUUUCAUGGAAAUAAAGUCUCCUGGAAAUGUU